Molecule: messenger RNA, 1120 nt
Organism: Pangasianodon hypophthalmus (striped catfish)
Lineage: Eukaryota; Metazoa; Chordata; Actinopteri; Siluriformes; Pangasiidae
Product: C-type lectin domain family 4 member E-like
Exons: 5
Coding region: 12-743 (243 amino acids)
Biological process (GO): biological process involved in interspecies interaction between organisms
Cellular component (GO): external side of plasma membrane
Molecular function (GO): D-mannose binding; fucose binding
Source: RefSeq, a predicted model, not a curated record
AUAGAUUAGAGAUGCAUCAGCGUUCUUCUGAGCGAAUAGAAGUUGUGGUAGAUAUCUAUGAGAGUGCAGACGCUGUUAGAGGUCAUGACCCUGAUGCAGAGAAGAAAAGCAGUGACACAAAGAGAGACCUAGACACAGAUCCACACACAGGAGGAGACACUGCAUGGAGCAGAUGUUACAGAGUGACUGCUGUGUGUGUGCUGCUGCUGUGUGUUCUCCUGCUGACUGCCAUCACAGUGCUGUGGAUCAAAUUCAUCAACCUGACUAAAGAGAGAGACCAGUUACAGAAGGAUAGAGAGGAACUCCAGAGGCUUUCUAAACUAGCGAGAGACAUUAAAGGUGUAUGGAUCUACUUCAACUCCAGUCUUUACUACAACUCUACUGAGAAGAAGAACUGGACUGAGAGCAGACGGGACUGCAGAGAGAGAGGAGCAGACCUGGUGAUCAUAAACAGCAGAGAGGAACAGGAGUUCAUCAAUAAAACUCUGCUCAGUGCAACAGCUUGGAUUGGUCUGAGUGACAGAGACACUGAGGGGGUGUGGAAAUGGGUGGACGGUACAGAACUGACCAACGGCACUGGGUACUGGAGCCAGAGGGAACCCAAUGAUCAUGGAGGAAAAGAGGACUGCGCUAUAACUGGCUACAUUCCACAAGGUGGAACAAUAGAUUUCCUAAAUACAUGGAAUGAUGGUGAAUGCUGUGAGCCUUAUGGCUGGAUAUGUGAAAAGAAAUUUUUUAUUUAGAUGGAAGAUUUUAACAGAGGGUAGCUUGGCUAAACUUAACAUGUCAAUGAAUUAUAUUUUAACUUCUUGAACCUCUUGAAAAUAUAUUUCUUUUGCUCAAAAGCCCGCAUCCAAAUAAAAUGUUUUAUGCAUUGUGUUUUUUUUAACCUUUGUUUAAAAAAUAAACACAAUUUAUAGUUUAUUUGCCGAAUCGACAUGUGAAUUUAACGAGAUCGACUUGGUAGGUAACUCCUUCUAAACACUAAGAAGUAAUUCUGUGGUUCAGUGGGUAAUGAAUCUACCUCACAGCUCGAGGGUCUUUGGUUUGAUCCUCAGCUCAGGUUACUGUCUGUGUGGAGUUUUACAUGUUUCCUCAGGGUUCUCAGGUUUCCUCCCAA